Molecule: messenger RNA, 1029 nt
Organism: Coregonus clupeaformis (lake whitefish)
Lineage: Eukaryota; Metazoa; Chordata; Actinopteri; Salmoniformes; Salmonidae
Product: eukaryotic translation initiation factor 3 subunit J-A-like
Exons: 8
Coding region: 84-830 (248 amino acids)
Cellular component (GO): eukaryotic translation initiation factor 3 complex; cytoplasm
Molecular function (GO): translation initiation factor activity
Source: RefSeq, a predicted model, not a curated record
CGUUGUCUACUUGCUCCAUCUGCUUUGCUGCUUUCAGUUCAGUUGAGAGGUCUGUCUGUCAAACCCACACACACGCAGCCAAGAUGGCGGAUGCCGACGAUUGGGACGCUGACAACUUCGAGCCGGACGUCGCGCCGAUCAAAACGGCGGUAGUGCUGGACAAAUGGGAAGGCGAAGACGAAGAUGAAGAUGUGAAGGAUAACUGGGAUGAUGAAGAGGAAGAGAAGAAAGCAGAGGCAAAGAAAGCAGAGGCCAAAGUGUCUGAGAAGAAAAAACUGGCUGAAAAAAUCAAGGAGAAAGAAAACCGGCUAAGGAAAAAGCAACAAGAGCUGAAAAAGAAAUUGGAGGAAGAGGAAGAGCUUACACCCGAACAACAGCUAGCAGAAAAGUUGAAAGUCCAGAAGAUGCAGGAGGAAGCAGACUUGGAGCUGGCAAAAGAGGCUUUUGGCAUUUCAGGGGGUAGUACCACAAACAAUGUUUCUGGAAUUGAAGCCAUGUGCCCGUCUUCUAAAGAAGACUUCACAGAGUUUGAAAAGCUGCUGAAAGUGAAGAUAUUACAGUAUGAAAAAUCAGUGCAUUAUUCAAGCUUCUUGGAGUCGUUGUUUCGGGAGCUCUGUAUUUCAUUGGAAAUUGACGACUUAAAGAAAAUCAGCUCUUCCCUGACAGUGCUACUUAAUGAAAAACAGAAGCAAGAAAAAGCAAUCAAAGGCAAAAAGAAGAAGAAAGGAGCUGUACUUGGUGGUGGUAUGAAAGCCAAGGGAAAAGAUGACCUUGCAGACUAUGGAGGAUUCGAUGGUGGCUACACCCAAGACUAUGAUGACUUCAUGUGACCACAGCUAUAUCCCCACUGCCUUUUACCCUUUAACCCUCAGAAAUGCAGCUGUACUUCUCAUGCUGUCCAGUGUCAUCCUGGAAAAACCUGAACAAUGUGUCGCCCUUUCAUUUUGCUUCAAUGAUCCGAGGGACAAUACAGGGAGCAUCCAGUACCAACACUUCUGUUAAUACAUAAUGAAAUGGCCUUUUCUCUCA